This is a messenger RNA of Labeo rohita (rohu), 1347 nucleotides long. Its product is annotated as piggyBac transposable element-derived protein 3. Bases 1 to 1347 code for a protein of 448 amino acids. The record is from RefSeq and is a predicted model, not a curated record. The transcript has a single exon. NCBI's taxonomy places the organism in Eukaryota, Metazoa, Chordata, Actinopteri, Cypriniformes, Cyprinidae.
AUGACGACAGAUGAGAUUUACCACUUUUUUGGUGCCUGUAUUUUGAUGUCCUGCAUCCGAUACCCAACCAUUAGGAUGUACUGGUCCAAAGCCUUGAAAAUCACUGCCAUCACUGACAAAUUCACACGUGCCAGAUUCUUCAAACUGAGGGGAGCAAUAAAAGUGGUUAUUGAUCAUGAUGUGCCAGAAGACCUGAGAAUGUCGGACAAAUUCUGGAAGGUGAGGCCUUUUCUGGAUCGGAUUCUGCAAGGCUGCUUGUCUCUGAAUCGACCUGAUUGCGCAUCUAUUGAUGAGCAGAUGAUUCCUUUCACAGGAGCCUGUCCGUACAGACAAUAUCUGCCAAUGAAGCCAAACCCAGUUGGCAUAAAGAACUUUGUUUGUGCUACAGCAGAUGGCAUUGUGCUUGACUUUGAGCUGUAUCAAGGCACAGGUUCACUGAUUGGGAAGGUUGAAGAACCAGAGGGCCUGGGUUUAGGAAGCUUAGUCAUCGAGCGUCUGUGCCAAACUCUGCAUCGCGGCACAAAGGUGUAUUGUGACCGGUUCUUCACCACCAUUAAAGGUGCGCAACGAAUGAUGGGGAAAGAGCUGUACAUGACUGGUACAAUAAUGAAGAACCGACUCGCUGGAGCGAAGCAUAAGUUACCCAGUGACAAAGCCAUGAAAAACGCAGGAAGAGGUACCUCAUCAGAAGUUUCCGCUGAAGAUGGAAAGUUGUGUGUAGUGAAGUGGUACGACAACAAACCAGUAUUGCUGAUGUCUGUUGUUCAUGGUACACAGCCAGAAGACACCUGCCAGCGCUGGGACAAGAAAAUGAAACAAUAUGUCACUGUCUCGCGACCAAGCAUUAUCCGUGAGUACAACAACAAGAUGGGUGGAGUUGAUUUGAUGGAUAGAAUGAUAAGUUACUAUCGCAUGAGCACCCGUACUAAGAAGUGGACAAUGCGGAUGGUAAUGCACUUCACGGAUCUGGCUUUAGCCAACAGCUGGCUACUCUACCGAAAAGACCAUGCAAUAUGUGCUGGACCAAAGACAAGACCCAUCCAGUUCCUUCAGUUCCGCAUGGAAGUGGCUACGAUCCUCUUGGCCCAGCAUCACGGUGCAGAUGCAGACCUUUCGACAGAGGAAGAAGAUUCAAACCAGGGAGUGAAACGUCAUGUGACAGAGUUGCCCCAUGUCUCGGUCCGCAGGAGGGCUAAUGCCCACCUCCCAGAGAUGAUCGGCCUGAAAAAUGCAAUGCGCUGCAGACAACUAGGCUGCACUGGAAGAACCCGAGUGCGUUGUAUGACCUGCAAAGUGUUCUUGUGCUUGCAAACCGAGCGCAACUGUUACUCAGCCUUUCACACAUAA